CCGGAAGUGGGUUUGAAUUGCCCGCGCAGGGAGUCGUCAGGCCGGUAGGUGGUUCUUCGUGCGGCUGAUCAGGAUGCAGUGAGAUUUCUACAGCGGUCUGGGCUCCCUCGCCUGGUGGUCACUGUGUAGGAGGAGUUGGGGUCACGAUGAGGUCAGUGAGUGCAGAGUCCCCUGUCCGGGAUCAGAGACGUCGCUGGGAGCGGAAAAGAGGACGGACGGCGCGGGAAGUGCUGGAGACGGAGCGGGAGUACGUGGAGGACCUGGAGCUCAUCACAAAGUUCUAUGAUGAGGUGUUCAGGGUUCGCUGCGGGAGUCUGACGUUGGCGCAGGAAGGGAUCUGCGGCACCAUCCCCAGUCUGGUGAAGGUGAACCGGUCUCUGCUGAUGUCCCUGGAGCGGGAUAUGGCGCCCUCCGGCUUCCAGACCUUCUCCCAGUACCUGCAUCUCUACACGAAGCACGCCGACUGCAUAGACGCCACGCGGCACGCCCUACAGACUCAGGUAAAGAAGAAGAAAUCUUUUGCUCGCUUCAUGAAGUUGCAGGAAUCCCGUCCGGAAUUUCAGGGCCGAACCCUGGAGCAGCUGCUGGAGCUCCCCCUGCAGAGGGUCAUGAGGUACAGACACUACCUCCAGGACCUGGUGGAGAACACAUUUCCGGACAGUCCUGACUCUGCCCAUCUUAAUGGAGCUCUCCAGGCCGUGUGCCACGUGUGUGACCACAUCGAGAACAUGCAGCAGCUGCAGGAAAAUGACCAACAGCUGCGGAGAGUCCAGAAACUGCUGAAAGGCCGGAGGACCCGAGUCCUGUCCCCAGGGAGACGCUUCAUCAGAGAAGGCUGGCUGUCUCUUGUCCCUCCCAGUGGAGAAGAAGUUAAACCUCGGAUGCUCUUCCUCUUCUCUGACGUCCUCUUGGUCACCUCCCCAUGUCACCCUUUGCACCCCUUCAACGCUCAGAAGUUCUGCUGUCGUGCUGUCUACCCCCUGAUGGAGUGCCAAGUGGAGAAAGUUCUGGGACACACUCAGGGCCAAGGAGGUCUCAUCAGUCUGUCAUUCAAAAGAGAAAAACUUCUGUUCAUGUCGACUAACCAGCAAGAUAUGAACGGCUGGUACGAGAGCCUGGUGAUGGCCGUGAGGAAGCUUCACCCAGACAGAUACACGAGAAGAGAUGCUCCACAGAGAGGCCAGCGAACAAUGACCGAGCUACAAAAUGUUCCUGCAGCAAGAGCCCCAAAGAGACAUCAUGUAAACUCUUCCAUGGAUGUUCUGAACACUGCAGCUCCUCAAGAAGAUCCGGUGUGUAAGCGUCCGAAAACAUCAAAUCGACCUGAAGAUGGAAGCUCACAGCCUGCAGCAUCUGAAGAAGGAUCCGGAUGGAAGUGUGUGAUCCUGUGAGUGCUCCGCAGGUGUUUGAUCCUGGGAGCUCUCCUUAUGUCUGUAUGUGAUCCCGGGAGCGCUCCUUAUGUCUAUAUGUGAUCCCGGGAGCGCUCCUUACGUCUGUAUGUGAUCCCGGGAGCGCUCCUUACAUCUGUAUGUGAUCCUGGGAGCUCUCCUUAUGUCUAUAUGUGAUCCUGGGAGUGCUCCUUACAUCUGUAUGUGAUCCUGGGAGCUCUCCUUAUGUCUAUAUGUGAUCCUGGGAGCUCUCCUUAUGUCUGUAUGUGAUCCCGGGAGCGCUCCUUAUGUCUAUAUGUGAUCCCGGGAGCGCUCCUUACGUCUGUAUGUGAUCCCGGGAGCGCUCCUUACAUCUGUAUGUGAUCCUGGGAGCUCUCCUUAUGUCUAUAUGUGAUCCUGGGAGUGCUCCUUACAUCUGUAUGUGAUCCUGGGAGCUCUCCUUAUGUCUAUAUGUGAUCCUGGGAGUGCUCCUUACCUCUGUAUGUGAUCCCGGGAGCGCUCCUUACCUCUGUAUGUGAUCCCGGGAGCUCUCCUUACGUCUGUGUGUGAUCCCGGGAGCGCUCCUUACUUCUAUAUGUGAUCCCGGGAGCGCUCCUUACGUCUGUAUGUGAUCCCGGGAGCUUUCCUUACUUCUAUAUGUGAUCCCGGGAGUGCUCCUUACGUCUGUAUGUGAUCCCGGGAGCGCUCCUUACGUCUGUGAUCCUGUACUCUGACCACAUCUAUUGCUGCGUCCUUCAUGUUGAGCUGGUGGAGGAGGGGGUUGAUGCAACCAGCUGUCGCUCUCCCUUUCAUUUCAAGAUUUGAGGAAGAACAAUCCGCACGUCCCGGAUGCAGAGUUUUCUGGACUUUCUGCCUCUGCUGUUACUUUUUUAUUUGAAUAAAUGUGCUGUAAGAUCUG
Molecule: messenger RNA, 2286 nt
Organism: Bufo gargarizans (Asiatic toad)
Lineage: Eukaryota; Metazoa; Chordata; Amphibia; Anura; Bufonidae
Gene: ARHGEF39
Product: Rho guanine nucleotide exchange factor 39
Exons: 12
Coding region: 147-1391 (414 amino acids)
Biological process (GO): positive regulation of cell migration
Cellular component (GO): plasma membrane
Molecular function (GO): guanyl-nucleotide exchange factor activity
Source: RefSeq, a predicted model, not a curated record